UGUAGCCCUCAGUCUUCGUGCAUCGCGGUCAUGGCAGCGGAGGAGAAGGACCCCCUGAGCUAUUUCGCAGCUUACGGGAGCAGCAGCUCAGGCUCCUCGGACGAGGAGGAUAACAGCGAGCCGGAGGAAACGAGUCGCAGAGCUCCGGAUCCGGCGAAGUCGGCGGGCGUAUGUGGGAAAAAGACGGAAAAGCGGCUGCCUGGACCCGACGAACUGUUCCGGAGCGUGACUCGUCCAGCCUUUCUCUACAACCCUCUCAACAAACAGAUAGACUGGGAGAGACACGUCGUCAAGGCGCCUGAGGAGCCGCCAAAGGAAUUCAAAGUCUGGAAGUCAAAUUAUGUUCCACCUCCAGAGACGUACACUACUGAGAAGAAACCUCCUCCUCCAGAGCUGGAUAUGGCAAUAAAAUGGUCUAACAUAUAUGAGGACAAUGGUGAUGAUGCCCCACAGAACGUUAAGAAAGCUAGGCUUCUCCCAGAAGGGGAGGAGACGGUGGAAUCAGAUGAAGAAAAAGAUGAGCAUACUUCUAAAAAGCGCAGAGUAGAACCAGGAGAACCAACGAAGAAGAAAAAAUAGAAAACAACAAAUAACAAGAAAUUUUGGACUGCAAAUCUUAUCAGAAUGGUUUUUUGGCAGUUAAUAUUGUAAAUUACUAUGAAACAUCAUCUUCAUGAAAGUACGUGGAUAAACUAAUAAGUAUUGCUGCAGGAACUUUCCACUGUAGAAUUCACUUUUUAUUUAAAAUUUAUAUGUAUUUAAAACUCAAAUGGUGACUUGUGAUUGUGAAGUUGACAACACUUGGAAGCAUUCUUGUCACAAAAUCGGUGACAUGCUUUGAGAGUUCUGUCACAUGUUGACAUGCCAGUGUUCUAGGAACCUUUUAUAAAGGAAUGUAUUUUUAAAGUAAAUAUAUUGUAUCAUACUGUGAACUUGUAGGGUGCUUUUCAACAGUGUUUGUACAGUGUAAAUAGAUCAUGGAAAUAAAAGUACUUCUUCAAUAUUACUGUUACUGCAUAACAUUAACAUUUGAGGAUCUGUGACAGACACCCUGUUUGCCAUGUGAUGUUAUAGUAGCUAUUACCGUUUAGGGAGUGCUUCCUGUGUCCGGGUGCUUCGUGCGUACUUCUCUGUGACCCGCAAGCAGCCUAGUAAAGUAUGUAUCAGUAGCCUCGUCUUAUAAUGAAGAGUGAUUAAUUUAUGCAAGGUUACAUAGCUAGUGAGCAGUGAAUUUGGGAUUCAACGCAUGAUACUUGAACUCUAAAAUCAUUACACUAAACCACCUAUCCACCAAUCAAAAUUUAGGAACUGCAAUUGGUGGCUCUUCCAGGUACUCUUUUGUGGUAGUUACGGAGAUCCUCUCCUCAGGUGGAUGUGUUACUGCACUUAUCAUACACAUACACUUUAUAUUAUGAAAAUUUGUCAGUUUCCCUGUUAAAUAGUAAGUUUGCUGAAGAUAAGAAUCGUCGACAAAGAGUUGCCAGAUGUCUCAAAUAAAAAUACAGGACAUACAGUUAAAUUUGAAUUUUAGAUAAACAUCAAGUAAUGUUUUAGUAGAGGUAAUAUUUAGGACCUAUUUCUACUAAAAAUAUAUCAAAAAUUAAAAUUUAACUGGGCAUCCGGUAUUUUUAUCUGCCAAGCCUACUUCUAUGUGUUUGCUACCCAGCUCCACUUUUAAUGCUUUGCAUAUAGUAAUCAAGAAAAUCAACAAGGUUGUAGUCAGGAAGAUAAUCUUUGAUUUGACAUCUACAGUCCAAAAUGCAGUGCUAGUAUUUGUGACAUUUCGAACAAUAAAAAGAAAUACACUACA
Molecule: messenger RNA, 1810 nt
Organism: Artibeus jamaicensis (Jamaican fruit-eating bat)
Lineage: Eukaryota; Metazoa; Chordata; Mammalia; Chiroptera; Phyllostomidae
Gene: CUNH1orf52
Product: chromosome unknown C1orf52 homolog
Exons: 3
Coding region: 31-579 (182 amino acids)
Source: RefSeq, a predicted model, not a curated record